Molecule: messenger RNA, 5460 nt
Organism: Liolophura sinensis
Lineage: Eukaryota; Metazoa; Mollusca; Polyplacophora; Chitonida; Chitonidae
Product: collagen alpha-1(V) chain-like
Exons: 30
Coding region: 543-2555 (670 amino acids)
Source: RefSeq, a predicted model, not a curated record
UCAGUUAAAAUUGGACAGCAUCCGAAUGUCGGCAGUCCUGGGCCAACAUCCGCCACUGGACUAUCUGAUAGAUAACUCCACGGUUUAUGUCACGGAGUCGGGAGAUCUUCACAAAUUCAGCGGCCAUGCAUGAAUUAUUGUUGUUUAACCCGGUAGGCCAGGUCUCCGGUCCAGGCAGUUUUGCUACAAUUACAAGUUAGAAAGCUCGAGUAGUUUGUAAGGUGAAACCGCGGUGUGUUGCUCACAGUUAUUGUUAUUUUCGGGCCGUUCAGACGUACCGUCUACCAUCCAUUCGAUUCUUAGGCCCCCCGCUACUGCACUAGUGGAAUACCCCAGAUAGCUGCCUGUGGCAGACAGUGAGCUGGAACGAGACCUUCCGACAGCCAGGCAGCUACUGAAGGUGACCCGUUGCCUACGACGCGAUAUAUUCAUAUACUAUAUACACGACAAUAAUUGACCACGACAAAGUGAUUCGGUAAUUAGUUGUUACCUGAUUUAAUACAGUGUAGUGGGUCAAUGUAAAGGUAAAGUCGUGCUCCAGUAUGGAGAAGCCGGGCGCCUUGCCGGACAGGACUACGAAACUCAGCACUUGUACGAAGUUUGUGCUAUGGAUGUUCGCUUGUGUAGCGAUUACCGGACUCAGUUUGUUAUGUGCUUUUACCACCUGGACACUGAUAACAUACCAUGAUAGUGUGGUCAGUUUACAGUCUCGACUUGACUACUUGGAAACGCAGUGGUCAACAGUUGAUAUACUGAUAGAUAGGCGGGUGGACGAACGCGUCAAAGUUUUACUUCAACAGUUUCAGAGAAACCGACAUGAAGAACCAACAAGCAAAAGGCGGACAGGCCGAGUAGUUCGCCAGGCAGCUGAUUGCCUGUGUCCCCCUGGUCCACCAGGAACUGAUGGGACCCCAGGAAAAAAAGGUGACCGAGGCCCAAUGGGUGAUAUUGGUCCCCCAGGAUGGCCUGGUAAACCGGGAUUGCGAGGAUUGAAAGGAGAAAAGGGUAGUUCAGGGGAUGUUAACAACUUGUUGCCUCACCAGAUUCGGGGACCACCAGGCCCUACUGGGCCUAAAGGAGACAGAGGAUUCCCUGGUUUCCCGGGACCAAUAGGUUUCCAGGGCCCUAAAGGAGACACAGGAGAGCCAGGUCCAACAGGAGAGAAAGGAAUGAAGGGUGAUCCAGGAGACAAGGGUCAAAAGGGUCAGCCAGGAUUACCAGGCUAUGAUGGACUUCAGGGAGCAAAGGACAACAUCAAACCAAGGUCUAUAAAACUGACAGACGGCUCACUUGGCUAUACUAGAAUAAUAACCUUAAAGGGUGACCGUGGCCCACCUGGACUACCUGGGAACAUUGGUCCGAAUUCCAACAUCACUGUUCUAACCCUCAAGGGUGAACCUGGAGAACCUGGCCGAAUAGGACCUCCAGGACCUCAGGGGCCUAAGGGCACACCUGGACUGCCUGGCUUUGACGGACUGCCGGGACCACCAGGGAAGGAGGGACCCAUUGGCCCCUCAGGACCUCCAGGUCCCCCUGGAAGAGACGGAUCCCCUGGAAUGCCUGGUCAGAAGGGUGACAAAGGUGACACAGGUGUGGGCACAUCUGUGGAUGGGGAUGACUUCCCCACUGGCUUUAUCCAAGGACCUCCAGGACCACCAGGACCAGCAGGACCACAAGGCAAAAAGGGUGAACGUGGGUUAGAUGGUGUUCCAGGGCUCAAGGGCGACCCUGGGCAAAGGGGCAAGAGAGGCAAGCGGGGAAGAAGGGGUCGGCCGGGAAAAGAUGGCCUGGAGGGAUUCCCUGGGCCUAUUGGUCAACAGGGGCCAAAGGGGGAUAAAGGGGCAUUAGGUUUACCUGGCCCCCAGGGAGAUAAGGGUGAGAAAGGAGAACCGGGAUUGGCUGGUGAGACAGGAAGUGACGGUAUCCCUGGCCCGCCGGGUCCAGCAGGUCCCCCAGGCCAGAAAGGGGAUGCAGGUGAGGGAGGCAUACCUGGUCACGAUGGCCUUAUUGGCCCACCUGGUUUACCUGGCCCACCGGGACCACCUGGAGAGCCUGGGGUGGUGGAAGGUGGAAGUGGAGAAGGUAUUCCUGGCCCACCUGGUCCACCUGGUCCAAUGGGAGGAAUGGGUUUACAGGGGCCACCUGGCAUUAAGGGAGAAAAGGGUCAUGAAGGAUUGAAAGGAGAAUUGGGCAGUCAUGGGCAAAAAGGGGAUGCAGGACCAAUGGGACUUCCUGGCACCCCUGGGCCAAUGGGUAAGCCUGGACCCCCCGGAUUCCAAGGCCCUGUGGGACCACCUGGACCACCUGGACGCUUAGGGGGCUCGUUUGCCACCAUGGGUGGUGAUGGCACCUGCAGCUGUGAAAAGGGUGAUAAGGGAGAUGUAGGAGAUACAGGAAGGAGAGGAAGGCGAGGAAAGAAAGGUGAUAAAGGGGAGAGGGGAGAUCAGGGUUUGCCCGGCCUUGAUGCCCCGUGCCCAAUAGGGGAGGAUGGUCUCCCCUUACCUGGCUGUGGCAGCAUGUUUGUCAGGAGAGGCAGGACCAGACGUGACCCGUGAUCCCGAUCUAACAAUAUGUGAAUAAACAAGGUGUACAUAGUUCAGCCAUGUUCAAAUAUUCAAGGAGGACGUAAGAAGGAUGCCAGCAGCACAAACCAGCCCUACCUUAGGGAAGGGGACAGGGUAUAUUUGAGGGGUAGGGGGAAAGGGGGAGAUUUAAAGGCUAAGAGCUGAACUCUAACUGUAUUAUAGCCCUGUGAAAAAUGGGCCGCUAGGUUGUGAUGUCUGUUACUUUAACAGUUAACUGGUUUUUGGCUCAGCUGUACAAGACACUCAGCUGUUAGAAAAAGGAGGCAAAGGUUGCCCAGUUUUAUUGUACCCAUGCAGUACUUGACAAUUGUGAAGAGUCUGUUCCCUUCUUAAUUGAGGGCUGUGAAAAUUCAGGGGAGCCGAUACUAUGUGAGAGGCCAGGCCACCAGACUGUACCACGAAUAUCAGGAUGCCUUCUGCUGGCUCUUUUACAGGGAGACUGACAUGUGAAAAUAACUGUUUUUGUGCACCAUAUGCUUUGGUAAUGAAAUGGGGAUUUAGGCUUCAUUGUCUUCGGAAACAUGAGAAUUUAUGAGUAUUGUCUGAAAAUAUUGGAACACCACAUUAAUUUUUUUUUCGUCUCAGGGCAUGCAUAUAAUUAAUUACUGUGCUUUCAGUCCAAGCCUGAGGCUGUUCUAAAUUGUCACCCCAUCCUGUGGAGCCUCAUGGUUCACAUCACUUCAGAGGGUUCAGAGCCUCAAGUGAGCGGAUGCAGCCCAUUAUGUGAACUUGUGCAGCUGAUAAAAUACAAGAUGAAGUGAUAAAUCAGUGGUGAUGUCUGGUGAUAUAUACUCAGCCUAGAUAUACCCAAAUGUUCUGCAGUGCUUUACCCAUAACCAAUUGUCCAGAGUUGCAUACACAACCCUUCCAGGCUUUUUUUUUUGGCCUGAAGAAUUUGUACAUAUGCUAAAUCAUUUUAAUUGUCUUCAGAGGAACAUACACCAAGUGCUCUGUUAGUUUAAUGAGGUUUCUACAUGAAUUGUAAAGUAGUUUUGAUGUGUUCAGCUAAAAUUUUCUUUUCAUUUCAACCCAGUAUUUAUUAAGAGGAGGCGUCAAAAUUUACGGUUGAGUAAAAACUUUAAAAACAGAAAACAUAUAAGUUUACACGCAAAUUUCGUUUGGAUAACAAUGUCAUUUAUACAUCAUAACAAAUUUGUGAUGGCUCUUAAAUUUAUAGGUAACAGUGUACUACAUUGGUGAUGCACAAUGCAACAAACUGUUCCUUUAAAAUAUGUUAUAGGAUAGAUUUCAGAUUUAUUGGAUUUGAAAAUUUAGUCCAGUAAUCAUGUCUUCCAAGGAGAAUGAGAAUGUGGAGUAAACAUUCUGAUAUGAGGUUUGUUUGUUAGAAUCAUAUUAUAUUAAUGUUUCUUGUGGUCGUCACUAUUGUUAAAAGUUUCAUGUCAUCUAAAUGGCCUAGUUUGAUACAAUACAAAGGUAACGAGUAACAUUAUCAAUUUGACCUCGAUUUAUUUUCUAUGGUAGCAUUUAGUUUGAAGACUCAUUUGUAUACAAUAUGGAACAGUAGCUGAUAUAGAUUGUACAUAUCAUUUUUGUGAGUAUAUAUGUGUUGUUCAUACUGAGAUUUGUCUUUGUUGUUGUUGUAAGGUAACCUAUAACCCAAGUCCCAGAAAUGUGCGUGGUGGGGUGGGUGGGCGGGGAGACUAUGUCACCCAAAAACCCUACAUCGUAUGUUCUAUGUAUAGACGUAUCCAUAUCUUUUACUAAAUGUCAUACCUAUCUUUCAAUCGUCUAUUGUUACUCUAUUUAACAAUCAAAUAAUGUCUGGGCAGUUGUUUUAAUUUGUAGCUAUAAUUUCUUUGUUGAUAGAUUUCUCCAUGUGACCUGGCCAACAUGUCUGUGUACUUUUGUCCUGGCCCGCCAUUGUUAGUUAGUAGGGCAUCUAAGUGAGCCUCACUCCCCCACGUACAGGGAAUACACGUGUCUAUGGAGCUCCGCCGCUCGACCUCCUAUCGCUGGCCCGCGCUGGAGCUGAGACACGUGAUCAUCGCUCAGUAAAAGAUGGCCGUGUCGUGACAGCGGGCCUGAUUGACAGGCUGUACGUUUCACACGUGCAUACAAGUCAGGUUGUUGGCCCGUACUUUUAUCGCCAUGCAGUUGCACAUGUAUCUAUCUUUGUGAUGUGCAUGCCACUGUCCUAGUUUUGGGAAUAAAUGCAAGAUAUCCAACCUAAAAGAUUUUGCAACAAGUGAAAAAGAAAUAUAUUCUGUAUUUGCGUACUUUUUGUCCAAUAUUGGCGCCGGUGGCUGUAAGAGGCCGACAUGCUGACGACAGUUCUGGAGAAAAGAAUUUUGUGCAGGCCCUAUAGUUACUCGAAGAAUAAAUAGAAUGUAGAACACUUUUUUCCCCCGUCACUUCUUUCCUGUGGACCUAAGUUUCUUUUCUUGGCAGAUGGUGCCACAUGUAGGCUGGUCGGGUUCCGAACGGAACAGGGGCGCAGGUCGGGCUGACAUCGUCCUGGCUUACCGCAGGGCUAGGGGUUCAGCACGAACUCUGUAUGCUUCUUAAACAUCUUGAGCUGAAUAAAGUGGAUUACAUAUAAAGUGGACAAAUACAACCGUGAACCCAACCUAUAUCAGAGGUCGCUAAUGACGUUACUGGAAGAAGGCUUGGGUUUCAGGUAUUAACACCCUCGAUCUUGUCUAAAACCUCGAUCUGGGCGCAGGACAGGUGUACGUAUAUGCCUAUGCAAGAAAGAAAAGCCUUAAUGAUGACCAGUCCACCCACUGAAUUUGACCUUAGUUCGGUAAACUAGACUACAUGAAAACACCAUCUGAUCAGGAUAAUUCUGUAUUUGGUUCAUCAUCAUAUUUUUAUCUUGUGUUAUGUAAAUAAAUUGUCCUAACUUUCUUUUUCA